This is a messenger RNA of Vespa velutina, 3960 nucleotides long. Its product is annotated as discoidin domain-containing receptor 2-like. The transcript has 15 exons. Gene Ontology annotation, cellular component: signaling receptor complex. The coding region runs from base 857 to 3667 and encodes 936 amino acids. The record is from RefSeq and is a predicted model, not a curated record. Gene Ontology annotation, biological process: cell surface receptor protein tyrosine kinase signaling pathway; positive regulation of kinase activity; multicellular organism development. Gene Ontology annotation, molecular function: ATP binding; collagen binding; protein tyrosine kinase collagen receptor activity. Lineage: Eukaryota; Metazoa; Arthropoda; Insecta; Hymenoptera; Vespidae.
AAUCGAAACGAUUCAACAUAAAGAUCGUUGUAGUCAUCGGAAAGGUAAGAAGAUGUCGGAGAGUACGACCUCGAACGUACGCGAGGUAAGUAGAAAUGAUUGGCCGCGUAGGCGGCCUCGGCCUCGGCCUCGUUUAGGUGGAGAACGAGGAAGAAGCGAUGCUUGGCUAACAGAGAAGAGGGGUGCAGUAGGAUUUUGCGCAGUGAGUUACCCCGGCUACGAUCGGACCUCUCUUAUCCCCCGCCGUGAGCCACCAACGAACUCAGGUGGGGGAUGAUGUUGCCGCGGAUGCUGGCUCCUCGUCGUAGACGGACGAAUCUCGCGUCAGUGCGGAUCAGAAGCGGACACUCGGGUAUUUCUCGACACUUUCCAGCGCGUUCAAAGUUACUUUAAGAUCUUGAGUCUCUUCCUCUAAGUGAGAUUUUAAUCAACAAUGCAGUGGAAGAAGUAGAAGAGAAGAAGAAAAUAGAAUUUUUGUGGAAGGGGAAAAAUCAUCAUCGAGGAAAAAAGGAAGAGAUCGAGAGUUCCUAACUUUCCACCUGAGCUGUCGCGUCGAUGCCGCGUAUCUCGUGCUUGGAUAGCGCGGGACCUCGUCUCGUUUCGAGGACGAAUAAAUUCCUGAUAACAGUAGUAUCACCGAACUCGUCUUACUUGAGUCCUGCACCAUGACGAGCUCCUCUCUCGAUGGAUCCAACGUGCUCCACCGUCGACCGACUCCUACGACUUCGCUGCCCCUGGCAGCUUUGGAUUUCUCGUCCUUGAACGAGUAAUGACGAUGAUAACUCUUCACGUCUACUUAUCAUGCACUAUAAAAUAUCACGAGGCAAUGCUACAGUAGAAUAUCGAAUCACAUAUCAUGGAGGCAGUAGUUAUUUUCAUAGGAGUCCUUACUGUACUGGUUUUAUGCGUGAACGAACCUGUCAAAGGCAUUCCCGGACAGUGUAUGUUACCUCUCGGCAUGGAAGAGGGAAGGAUUCCCGACGACGCUAUUACUGCGUCUUCGAGUUACGAAAUGAAAUCUGUGGGGCCGCAAAAUGCAAGAUUACGGCACGAAAAAAAUGGCGGAGCUUGGUGCCCAAAAGCACAAAUCAGCAGUGCUAUACGAGAAUAUUUGGAAAUCGAUCUUACAAAAAAUCACCUUAUUACGUGGACUGAAACUCAAGGACGUUUCGGUAACGGUCAAGGUCAAGAAUAUGCCGAAGCAUUCUUUCUCGAAUAUUGGCGCGAUUUAAAAUGGCAUCAAUAUAAAAAUCUUAAAAGGGACAAAGUAUUACGAGGAAAUAGCAAUACAUAUUUGGUAGAGAAGCAGAAAUUAGACUUACCAUUCGUAGCGAGCAGAGUACGAUUCGUUCCAUACAGUCAACAUCCUCGUACCGUCUGUAUGCGUGUAGAAAUUUAUGGCUGUGUGUGGGAACAACAUAUCGUAAGAUACGUAAUACCCGCGGGUGAUUCAUUCGGACCAAACGGAUCCAACGUGGAGGAUUCUUCCUAUGACGGUACAGAGGCUGAUGGUAUUUUAAGAAAUGGGCUUGGUCAAUUGAUCGACGGGAUUUUCGCGGACGAAUCUGAAGCGAUGACCUCUUCCAGCGGCACGAAUUGGGUCGGAUGGAGCAAUCGAGAUAACGUACAAUUGAUCUUUGAGUUCGACGAUGUCCGCGAAUUUGUCAACUGUAGCAUACACGUAGCGAAUUUACCACAACAUGAUAUCGAGAUAUUCUCAGAGGUUUCUGCAUGGUUCUCUUUUGAUGGUAUUGAUUAUGAUCCAAUGGAAGCAACAUUGCGAACAACAGAUGACAUAAAAGUCGGCACUAGUCUUUCAACGAUCCUGUUACCAACGCGAAUUGGCAAAUUUGUUAAAUUGGAACUUAAACCCAAAUCCAAAUGGUUACUCCUCAGCGAGAUCACUUUUGAAACAGUUGUAGGUACAAGGAAUUUAUCGAAUGAGUCGACUAAUCAAAUAAUCAACGAUGAUGUGAAUGACAUCGAAUUGAGCGUGGACGUUGCUGAGAAAUCCAACAACGAUUUCAACGAGACGAUUUACGAACAAAAUGAUUCUAACUUAACGCCCGACGCCUUUCCAGUUAAUAAUUCUCAAACUUACAUCGGUCUCGUGAGUGGUGCAUUGACAGUGAUAGCCUUGCUUCUAACUUGUACGAUAUUUUUGAUGAAACAAAGAGGACGCAACAAAGUGGCUCUCUUGCAAAAGCACACGGCUUUGUUGUGUGGUUCCUCAGCACCAGGCAUCACGAUCAACAUGAAGGAUGUUAAAUUAGCUACUCCAAUCGUUGUCAAUGGCUUGUCUCAAUCACGAUUAUCAGUCAAAAGCAAAACUGUUACGAAUGACGACGAAAGUAUUCGUGGUACAACCGAGAGACGUAAUUCGGAACGAAUUUACGAACGCUCCAGCGCCUACGAGAAAACUUACAAAGUUUUCUCAGAAGACAAUCAUGUUUAUGAUGGACGAUCUCAUCAAAGUGAAUUAUUAUCGUCAAUAGAUUAUAAUACCGAUUACACUGACUUCAACAGCGAGUGUAACUUUUCAAGUUACAAGUUAGGAAAUCGCGUGGUAUCUACGCCUUUUCCGGUAAAGAAGUCAAAAUCGACACAGUCGGGAAAAAUCAAUCAUAAAGUUUACGAAGGCUAUUAUGCUGCGACUGAUAUUCUCACGAUCAAAAGACGUGAACAGUCUUCCGUAUUCAGUCUCUUUACACCUUUACAUAUCAGAGAUAACAGUCAUUGUGCCAAUAAUCGAGAUUCUUGCGACAUUCCACGGAUUUCUAGACAUAGAUUAAGAAUUCUUGACAAGCUUGGCGAAGGAAGUUUCGGAUUGGUACAUCUUUGUGAAGCUAAAGGUAUUCAAAAUCCAGAUGUUGGAAGUAUACGAAAUCGACAAGUUGUUAUAGUUCGCUCCUUGUGGCGUGGAGUCGUAGAUUCUCUGAAGAAAGACUUCACGAAUGACAUGCAUUUUUUGGCAACCAUUCGUGAUGUUAAUAUCGCAAGAAUAAUCGCUUUGGUUGAGGAAGAACCUUUCGGUGCUGUGUUUGAAUACGGCGAGUUGGGAGAUCUUCCAAGUUUUUUGGAAGAUCGCCGCAAGUCUGAAAACGAUGCAUCAUUAAACUACGAAUGCUCUUUAAAUUUCAUCAUGCAAAUCGCCUCAGGAAUGAAGUAUCUCGAGAAUUUGAACAUACCCCAUCGCGAUUUGGCAGCCAGAAAUUGCAUCGUGAAUCAAAAUUUAUCAGUAAAAGUGUCCGAUCAUGCUAUAUAUUGCAACAAAUAUGAUAACGUCUAUUACGUUGAUGGAUGUUAUAGAAAAAUACCGCUUCGUUGGAUGGCCUGGGAAGCGGUGAUAUUGGGUAAACAAUCUUGUCGAGCCGAUAUUUGGUCGUAUGCGAUAACAGUCUGGGAGAUCUUAACAGAAUGUAAGGAAAUACCCUACUCAGAUUUGACCUCGGAACAAGUAUUAGAGAAUUAUGAUCGUUGGUAUAAUCAUACGGGCUACAAUAGCAGUGGUACCAGUGAAAAGAAUCAACCUCGAGUACUGCCCCAACCAUUAUGCUCCUCCGCCGAUUUAUAUCACAUGAUGGUCAAGUGUUGGAGUAAACAGCCCGAAAACAGACCGACGUUCGAGGAGAUCUACCUCUAUUUAAAGAGACUGGCUUUCGAUUAAAAAAGAACGCUCCAUGAGACUCGCUCCAGCAGCGCGGACCAAAUUAAUUACAAUCAGCUAAGAUGCAUCCUACUUAUUUGCCUCUAUCUUUCUAUUACGAUGAUCGUUCAAUUAUUAUUCUCGUGUGUGAAUUUUUUCACUUACACAUCAUCAUUCACACUUCUCCUUUAAAGUAGGAUGCUCUGGCCCUUAACAUAUAAUGCUCAUCUAGGUUUAUCUAAUUCGAUCCUCUAUUAUUAUAAUACUUAUAAAAUUAAGGAUUCGGAUAAACAGAAACUUUUUUAUAAAAAUUA